GGUGGCUUCUCUUGGAGAGCAGAGAUUUGAGCUCUGAGUUGGGAAGCCCUGCUGUACCUUUGCAUGGUCAUGGACCAGUUCAAGGCAAUCCUGCCCCAGGUGAGGGCACUGCUCUCCAGUGCUUGGCCUGCCCAGGUACAGGGCUUUCUAGAUGGUCUUCUGGAAAAGGACCUCCUCUCCAAAGAGUACCACCAGGCUCUGCUCCAAGAACCUGAUAGAGAAGCACUGGCCAGGAAGGUUUCCUUGUCCCUGUUGGAGAAGUGGGAUCUAUGCAUAGGAACCUUGAUCCAGUGUGUGAGAUGCUCUGGGCACAAGCUCCAGACUCCAGGGAUGGAUGGCGUCUCCUCAAGGAGCCGAGCUACCGAUCAGUGUGCAGCCAUGGAAUCUGGGCCAUUGGCAGAAGGAAGCUACCUGGGGCUGCUCCAAAGUGACGUCAACCCCCUACAACUUUUGCAUUUUUAUGAUCAGCCCCUGACAGCAGAAGAAGAGACUGAGUACUCUUCAGAUCCUGAUGCUGACACAAUCAACUGUGAUCAGGUCAACAGGUUAUGGAAUGCCAUAGAAGAUGAGGGGACAGGAGAGGCCUAUGAAAGGAUAGCGGCACUGGUAGAAUACAUGUUCUCAGAUCGAAACCCAGAGAAAGAAGGCAUUUUUGGCAACAUUGGCCCAGAUGAGGUGGUCAACGAGAAUAUAGAUGCAUUGACUGAGAUACCCCAGAAAUCACAGAAAUGUCAGAAAAGAUUGUUUCUGGAUAACCCUGAGCCUCAGUCAGACAGUUGGGAGGCCAAACGCAGAAAACCAGAGGCAUCCCCAGCUAUUCCAUUGGUAACCAGCAAUUUAAGGACAGUGUCUUCCAGCAACAACUUGGCCUUGAAGGGCUCUCUGUCUCCUCUCCCAGGCCAGGUUGCCAAGCCUAGCCUACUCCCCAUGGAAGAAACCUUCCUGGUGCCCAUGUCCUCAGCCAGUCCUGUUCUUGCCUGCCUGAACUUCAAUGGGGGACCCAUCCAACUCAUCCCCACCUUCCCUACUCUGCCCCAAGGUGUCUUCCACUUCACCGUGGAAAACGGGGUCUCCAACAUCUUCUUAUACCCAGCUGGCUCACUUAAGACCACUUUUGAUUCACAAGCUUCAUCAGGGGGUGAUGCCAUCACACAGAGCCUCCCAGUAUCCCCUGACAGGCAUGGCUCCACCAGUCCAUUUACGCCAUCAGCAGCAGAUAUGCCCAACAUGCCUGAGGCCUCAGCUCUAACCUCACAAGACAGAAAAACAGAAUCUGUGGAACGGUUCUGUCGUGCUCUCCAGAAGGCUUAUGAGGAUGUUCCAGAAGGUCCCAACAGCCAUUAUAUUGAUCUAGACCUCACAAGAACACAGGUGGAGAAAAACAGCAAGAAUCAGGAGAAAGAAUUGGUAAUCCAGGACUGGACAGAGAGACAGAAGGCCCGUGUGGGAUGGAGAGAGGUGUUUGCCAGCACCAGAGGGCAAAAGAGGGAGACACGGGUGAUUGCAGUACUGGGCAAGGCUGGUCUGGGCAAAAGUGCCUGGACCCAGCAGGUCUGUAAGAACUGGGCCCGGGGCCAGCUUCCCCAAUAUGAAUUUGUCUUUCACUACAAAUGCUGCAGACUGAACUUGCCAGGGAACGACUACUGUUUGAAGGACCUGUUUUUCAGACUCUACAAUCACCCAUUGGAAGAAAGUGAGGAAGUCUUCAAAUAUAUUUUGAAGCACCCAAAUCGCAUUCUGGUCAUUCUGGACUCCUUUGAGGAGCUGGAGGGGCAAGAUGGCUUUCUGAAUUGUCCAUCCAGUCCCUCUCCUGGGGAGUCACGGCCCAUCAAAGGGCUGCUGGCUGGCCUCUUCCAAAGGAAGCUCCUGAGGGGCUGCACCUUGCUGAUCACAGCCAGGCCAAAAGGAAGGUUUACCCAGUACUUGGCCAAGGUAGACAGCCUCCUGGAGGUGCAGGGUUUCUCUCCUGAGCAGGUGGAGUCUUACUUUGAAAAGUACUUCCAGGGUUCACCAUCAGACAGGGGUGAGGCCUUGAGGCUUGUCCGGGCCCAGCCCUACCUGCUCAGUCACUGCUAUAGCCCUGCCGUGUGCCUCUCCCUCUGCCGGCUUUGUGAGAAGAUCCUGACCAGAAAGGAUCCGGCCCAACUUCCCUCCACACUCACAGGCCUCUUUGUCAGCCUCCUCUGCUCAGGACUGAGAGCCAGGGAAAGGGGCCCAUCUGAAACCUGGCCCAGGAACUGCCUGGCAGGCUUGGCAGAGUUGGCAUGGGAACUAGGCCAGAGACAUUGCAAUGUCCUGAGAGAGGAUCAGCUCCCCUCCACAGAAAUGAAGGAAUUUGCCAUUUUGGGGGACUUUGUGUCGCCAUUCCCAACAACCAGGGAACCAGAGAUGGCCUUUCUCCUGCAGAACUUCCUAGGAGCUUUGAGGCUGGCUCUGAGUGAGGAAGUAAGGGACAAAGAACUCCCAAGGUACCUAGCCCUGACCCCUAGGAAGAAGAAACCCUAUGACAACUGGCUGGAACGGGUGCCCCACUUCCUGACGGGGCUUCUCUUCCAGCCCCUGUCCUCGUGCCUUGGGCCCCUUGGUGGGAAUGAGCAGCUUGGGCUCAUAUGCAAGAGGCAGAAGGCAAUCUUGAACUAUCUGACCCGACUACAGCCUGGGACGCUGGGGCCUGGGAGGCUCCUUGAACUCUUGCACUGUGCCCAUGAAGCAACUGACAACCACCUAUGGCAGCAUGUAACAGCUGGGCUACCCUGCUGCCUCGCCUUCCAGGGAGUACGCCUGGCCCCACCAGACGUGUAUGUUUUGGGUGAAGCCCUGAAAGCAGCUGGCAAAGACUUCUCCCUGGAUCUCAGGAACACCUCCAUUGACCUGCACGGUCUAAGGAUCCUUGUCCAACUUGGCUGUGUCACCUGUUUCAGGGCAUCUCUAAGUGACACAGUGUGGCUGUGGGAAUCCCUUCGGCAGAGUGGGGAAUAUGAACUAUUCCGAAGUUCCACUGAGAAGUUCACCAUUGAUCCUUUCAAGGUCAAGUCCAUGAAGGAUGUGGAGGACCUUUGUAGCCUGGUGAAUAUCCAAGGCUCAGGAAAUGACCCUAUAGAGGCCUGUGACCCUCUUCCUGCCAUCAGAGACCUGAAGAAUCUUGAGUUUGCGCUGGGCCCAGUGUUGGGUCCCCAGAGCUUUCCAAAAUUGGUUAAGAUACUUGCAGCUUUUUCAUCUCUUCAGCAUUUGGACCUGGACACCCUGAAUGGGAACAAGAUUGGGGAUGAAGGUGUAUCUCAGCUCUCUGCCAUCUUUCCAGAGCUGAAGGCUUUGGAAACCCUGAACUUGUCUCAGAAUAGCAUCACUGAUGUGGGAGCUAUGGAGUUGGCCAAGGCUCUACCAACACUGGCUACAUCCCUUGUUACACUGAGCUUGUACAACAACUGUAUCUGUGAUACUGGAGCCGAGAACCUCGCUAGCGUGCUUCCCAACAUGGUGUCCCUGAGGGUGCUGGAUGUUAAGUACAACAAGUUCACAAGGGCAGGAGCCCAGCAGCUCACAGCCAGUCUGAAGAAAUGUCCACAUAUUGAGACACUGGCGAUGUGGAACCCCACCAUUCCUUAUGGUGUUCAGGAACAUUUACAACAACUGGACUCCCGAAUAAGCUUGCGGUAACAGCGUAUUGAUUGUUCAAAAAGGUACUAAGUCCAGAAGCCUUUCUGGGAUUCUCAGGCUUCAUCUAUCCAUCCAUCAGACCUUCAGCUCAGGGACCCAAAUCUCUACCGGAAGAGUCUAACUUGGUUGCCGUCUUGGUUUGUAUCCAGACAUCUCAGACUGGAUAAUGUUCCUCCUGAUUUCCUGCCAACAUAAGGCCUCUUGGCUUGGCAAAAAGUCAUCAGACCAGCAUCAGGGUGACAAUGAAACACAGCUCCUGACUCUCUCUGAUGUAUUCAUUUGAUCUGGAAGGUGAACUAAAGGUGGCAGCAUUUCCUCUUUCCUUCAGCUACCCAGGAGGCAGAGGAGGGAGGUGAGAGAAAGAGGCACUCCCUGCCUGCUUCCACGAAACUAUGGAUUUUGGCUGUCUAAUUCUCAAAGAUGCAGAGAAGCUGGUUGCACUGUGGUAACUGCACUUUGACUGUUGGACAUGCCAUUUUGCACUGACUUUCCUAGCUGAAGAGUUUCAAGGCAGAGAACUGGAAGCUAAUGCUGGGAUAACCAAGAAACACUUGAGUAAUGAAGCAUUAUAGGUAACAUUAGUAGUAGUUGCCCUGUGUAAAUGUUACACUAAUUGGGGGAUGGGUUAAGUAUUUUUUAAGGGGGAUGGCUGAUAGUAUUUCGUCUGUAACCAAAUCCACUAUUUUUCAAUCAGGAAGGAAAGCACAGGGAUGGAAGGAUGGAAGUGGGAAAUGAGGAUCUCAUCUCAGGACAACUGGAGCAAGGAGGGAUAAAGGAAUUCUUAGGAACGAGGUUGGAGGGUCAAGUAAGAAAGGGCAUUUCUCAGUGUAACUCACAGGAUAAGCAGCUGAGUGUCAUCUGACACACCUGAAUGGAGAAGUGAAAAAAUCUUUUUUCUGACCUGAAAGAGGGGAAAUUCCUAAUUCUUCUACCAGCUCUUUGACAGGAUGCUGGGACAAGCAUCCUCCACGUAUCUCCAUUGCCCAGACUGAGGAAAGUGGGGAUCUCUGAGGAAAAGAGAGUGUGGCAGCUGUGUCUGAUUUCCUCUUUAACAUUGCUGGACUGGAUGCUAAUCUAGGGCUGAUUUUUCCUUUGCCAAGUGAUAAGAUGGCAAAGAGAGAAUAAUAUUCUCUUUGUGCCAUGGGGACCCUGAAGCUGCUCUGAGAGUAAACUACAUCUACACUGGAAACAAAGUGUUUUCUUGAUAGAUCUCAGGUCCAGGAGCAUUUUUGGGAUUCUCAGGCCCCAUCCAUUCAUCAGGCCUUCCGCUCAGGGACCCAAAUCCAUUUUGGUAGAAUCCAACUUGGCUGCCAUCUUGGUUUGUGUCCAAGCAUCUCAGUCUGAUCAACUGGGGAAUGGUUGAACAAAUUCUGAUAUAUGAUUGUAAUAGAAUAUUGUGACAAAGAAAUGAUGGAUAUGAGAAAUAUGGGAAAACAUAAGAACUGAAGUAGAAUGAAAUAAACAUAAGCAGGGAAACAAUAUGCAGUACUACAAUAAAGGAAAAGAAUAAUAAAAUGAAACUGAAUGCUGUGUGAUAAUAAUGACGAAUCUUGGCCCCAGAAAAGACAUCAGAAAAUGUGCCUCCUUUCAUUAAAAGAUAGGAGAAUA
Vombatus ursinus (common wombat) is the source of this 5265-nucleotide messenger RNA. RefSeq names its product class II major histocompatibility complex transactivator (gene CIITA). The transcript has 19 exons. Gene Ontology annotation, biological process: positive regulation of transcription by RNA polymerase II; inflammatory response; positive regulation of MHC class I biosynthetic process. NCBI's taxonomy places the organism in Eukaryota, Metazoa, Chordata, Mammalia, Diprotodontia, Vombatidae. The coding region runs from base 64 to 3657 and encodes 1197 amino acids. Gene Ontology annotation, molecular function: ATP binding; protein binding. The record is from RefSeq and is a predicted model, not a curated record.